Molecule: messenger RNA, 3771 nt
Organism: Penicillium salamii
Lineage: Eukaryota; Fungi; Ascomycota; Eurotiomycetes; Eurotiales; Aspergillaceae
Source: the annotation of a GenBank genome assembly
AUGGGGAAACUCAUUCGUUUGGAGCUUUUCAACUUCAAGUCUUACAAGGGACACCAUGUUUUACUCUUCGGAGAUGCAUACUUUACCUCAAUCAUUGGGCCUAACGGCUCUGGCAAGUCGAAUUCCAUGGACGCUAUUUCCUUUGUGCUAGGAAUCAAGUCAUCUCACCUGCGAUCAACCAAUCUUCGCGAUCUCGUGUAUCGUGGCCGUGUUUUGCGCACCUCGAAGGUCGACGGAGAGCCCGCGACCGAUGAACAGGAUGGCGAGCAAGAGGAACCGGAAGAAAUGGAUGCCACCCAAGACGCCGUUGGAAAUGACCCCAAGUCCGCGUGGGUGAUGGCAGUCUACGAGGACAAUGCUGGCGAGGAGCAGCAAUGGAGUCGAUCGAUCACUAGCCAAGGUGUCAGCGAGUACCGCAUCAACAACCGCAUUGUCACAGCCCACCAGUACAACGAGGCUCUUGAGGAGGAAAACAUUUUGAUCAAGGCUCGAAACUUCCUUGUGUUCCAGGGUGAUGUUGAGGCGAUCGCUUCGCAGUCUCCGAAAGACCUCACUCGCUUAAUUGAGCAGAUCUCUGGUAGUUUGGAGCACAAGGCCGACUACGAGAAAUUCAAGGCGGAGGCAGAGGAAGCCGCAGAGCAACAAACCGUUCAGCUCAAUCGUCGACGAGGCAUCAACUCUGAAGUCAAACAAUACCAGGAACAAAAGCGAGAGGCCGAGAACUAUGCGAAAAAGGCCGACGAACGCGAUCAGGCUAUCAUCACGCACAUUCUCUGGAAACUGUUCCAUUUCCAGCGGUUGAUUGACGACUCAAGUGCAGAUAUUCAAAAAUAUCAUGAUGAGCUGAAGGAGUAUCGCCGUGGCGUCGACAAGUAUGAGAAGAACGUCGAAGAGGCCAAGAAGGACCAUGCUCGAGUAGGCAGGGACGUUGGCAAAGCCGAGAAGAACAUCACGAAAAAGGAGAAGGAAAUCGAGGAACUCAACAACUCGCUUGUGCCCGUUGACGAGAAGAUCGAUGUCACCCAGAGGAAUGUCGAGAGGUUCACUUCGAGGAUUAAUGAAAUCGACAAAGAGCGCACAUCCCAAUCCAACAACGGGAAGCAACUUGAAAAGGAUUUGAAGCUUGUUGAAAAAGCCCAGGCUCAAUGGGAAGCCGAAUGGCAAAAAAUCAAGAACAAGAAGGGUGGUCAACUGAGCGAGGCUGAUCAGCAAGAGUACCAUAAGCUUCGAGAAGAAGUGAACCUCCGUUCAUCUGCUGACUCUCUCAAUCUUGACAACCUCCGUCGACAGCGAAAGACCGAGGCCGAAGCAGUGAACAGCUUGAAGGACAAGUUUGAAAGCACUGAGCGGCAGCUCAAAUCUGUGGAGUCCGAUGUCCACAGUAUGAGCGAACGCAAGUCCUCCCUCAACGACACGACCAAGUCAACUUCCAAGGAUAUCGACCGCAAGAAGAAGGAGCUGAACGCAUUGACAUCGGAGCGCUUAAAGGUCUCGCAAAUGCGGACUGAAUUAGAGGAAAAGCUCCAGGUCGUGCUACGUAAACUUCUCGAAGCCGACGAUGGCAAGAAGCAGACCGAACGGGAGGUCCGGGCGAAGGAAUUGAUCUCAACCCUGAAGCGCAUCUUCCCGGGCGUGAAGGGUCGCGUCAGCGACCUUUGUCGGCCGAAGCAGAAGAAGUACUCUGAUGCCGUGAGCACAGUACUCGGUAGACACUUUGAUGCCAUCGUGGUUGACAACGAAAAGACCGCUAAGGAGUGUAUUCAGCACCUCCGUGAUCAACGAGUUGGCCAAGGUACAUUCAUCCCCCUGGAAACCAUUCAGGUGAAGGCUUUCAAUUCAAACCUGAAGGGUAUGCAUCGAGGUAUGCGUCCUGCCAUCGAGACUGUGGACUAUGAUGACUCGGUUGCUCGCGCCAUCAGCUACGCAUGCGGAAACUCGAUUGUUUGUGACGACCUCGCAACAGCCAAGUAUCUCUGUUAUGAAAGAAACCUGGAUGCGAAGGCGGUCACCCUCGAUGGGACUGUCAUUCACAAGGGUGGUCUGAUGACCGGUGGACGAGGUCCUCAACAGAACUCCAAGCGAUGGGAAGACUCUGAGGUUGAGAACCUGUACAAAUUGAAGGAGAAGUUGAUGCACGACCUGACAAACCUGCCCAAGAGUCACCGUCGUGGUUCAGAGGAGGAGACGCUUCAAGGUGAACUCGUGGGACUGGAACAGCGUCUCAGUCAUUCCCGUGAUGAGCUAAGAGCCCUCGAGAGAAACCUCGAGAGUAAACGCAGUGAGCUGCAGUUCGUGGGUCAACAGAUGGAAGACUUGCGGCCCAAGUACACCGAGCGUAAAGAAAACCUCGACGAGCUUGAUGAGAAUAUUGAGACAUUGCAGGUCUCGGUUAGCACUGUCGAGGAUGAUGUUUACCGCAAGUUCUGCAAGCGCCUAGGCUACGAUGAUAUCCGAGAGUAUGAAGCCCAGCAAGGGUCUCUUCAAGAAGAAGCUGCCCAGAAAAAGCUCGAGUUUACCACACAAAAGAGCCGCAUUGAAAACCAGCUCAGCUUCGAGAAGCAGCGCAUUCAAACAACUGAGGAGCGAAUCAACGCCCUCAAGGCUCGACUCGAGCGUGAUAAUAGUCAGAUCGAGGAGCUGCAAAACCAGCAGGAACAGAUACGGAACCAACUUGAUCAGUUCGAAGCUGAACUUGAGCUUCUUCGUGAGGCCCUUGAAAAGCAGAAGGAGAUCUACGCGCAGUCAGCAGAAACCUUGGCUGAGCAACGCCGUGAACUCCAGAAGCGCAGCAAGCACAUCGAGGCUGCUCUGAAAAAUGUCAGUGCUCUGGAGGCUGAGAUCCAAAAGAAUUCUUCCAGUCGUUAUACUCUUCUGCGUCGCUGCAAGCUUGAGGAUAUCGAUAUUCCUUUGGUGGAUUCUUCCAAUGGCCUUGACAAACUCCCCAUCGAUGAUCUCAUGCAAGCUGGAGAUCCCGAUGCCAUGGAUGUGGAUGAGGGAGAUCUUCUGGAUGAGGCCCCUGUGGUGCACGAUUAUGGCAUUGAGGUCGACUUUGAUUCUCUCGGCGAAACAUUGAAAGAGGAGGCGGAUGACAAGCUUGAGGACGAGCUUCUUGAGAAGGUCCGCGUGCUGAACAAUGAACUCGACAAGAUGGCACCAAACUCCCGCGCCAUGGACAGACUCGAGAGUGUUGAAAACAAACUUCGCAGUACCGAAAAAGACUUUGAAGAUGCCCGCAAGUCUGCAAGAAAGGCCAAGGACGAAUUUGAGUCUGUGAUGAAGACUCGAUCCGACCUCUUCAACAAGGCGUUCACCCAUAUUUCUGAGCAUAUCGGUCCUAUCUACCGUGAACUCACACGAAGCGCUAAUUACCCUCUGGGAGGACAAGCAUACCUGGAUAUCGAAGACUCGGACGAGCCCUACCUGGACGGUAUCAAAUAUCACGCCAUGCCUCCCCUCAAGCGUUUCAGAGACAUGGAGCACCUCUCCGGUGGUGAAAAGACCAUGGCCGCACUCGCUCUGCUGUUUGCCAUCCACUCGUACCAGCCAUCGCCAUUCUUCGUGCUGGACGAAGUAGACGCAGCCCUCGACAACACCAACGUUGCCCGCAUUGCGAACUACAUUCAUGAUCACGCCGCACCUGGUAUGCAGUUCAUUGUGAUCAGUUUGAAAACUGGCCUGUUUCAAAACAGUGAGGCGCUGGUCGGUAUCUACCGUGACCAGGUUGAGAACAGCAGUAAAUCGCUGACGCUUGAUCUCCGAAAAUACACCUAG